Messenger RNA from Alosa alosa (allis shad), 2724 nucleotides. Its product is annotated as calpain-2 catalytic subunit-like. Lineage: Eukaryota; Metazoa; Chordata; Actinopteri; Clupeiformes; Clupeidae. Gene Ontology annotation, biological process: proteolysis. Bases 121 to 2322 code for a protein of 733 amino acids. Gene Ontology annotation, cellular component: cytoplasm. Gene Ontology annotation, molecular function: calcium ion binding; calcium-dependent cysteine-type endopeptidase activity. The transcript is spliced from 22 exons. The record is from RefSeq and is a predicted model, not a curated record.
CCCCUGGCCAUUCAAAGGAUUUCUGAGCGGAAGUUUAAUCAUGCGUGGGGCGCUCAGCACCUCUGCCUAAAAACUCUCUGUCCUCAGGUAGGCUUGAAUCUGUUCGCUUGCUAUUUGAACAUGUCAGGUAUCGCGUCUAAACUGCAGCACAACCGGACCAAGGCGGAAGGUUUCGGAUCGAACAGCCAUGCUGUUCCGUACUUGGAUCAGGACUACGAGGCGCUGAAACGGCAGUGCCUGGAAAGCGGCACUCUCUUCGAAGAUGACAUGUUCGGCGCGACCGUAUCCUCGCUGGGCUUCGAUGAACUCGGACCUGACUCCUACAAAAUUGAAGGCGUUGAGUGGAAGAGACCAGCGGAACUGACUGCCAGUCCACAGUUUAUAGUUGAAGGAGCAACAAGAACAGACAUCUGUCAAGGAUCUCUUGGUGACUGCUGGUUACUGGCAGCUAUCGCCUCUCUCACUCUAAAUAAAGAGGUUCUGAAUCGAGUGGUACCACACGGACAGAGCUUUGACCACAACUAUGCCGGAAUAUUUCACUUCCAGAUCUGGCAGUAUGGUGAGUGGGUGGAUGUUGUCAUUGACGACCGGUUGCCUGUGAGGGAUGGAAAGCUGCUGUUUGUGCACUCAGCAGAGGGCUCAGAGUUCUGGAGUGCCCUACUGGAGAAGGCCUAUGCCAAAGUAAACGGCUGCUAUGAGGUGUUGUCUGGAGGCUCUCCCACUGAGGGCUUUGAGGACUUCACCGGGGGCAUCGCUGAGCGCUUCAAACUCAACUCCCCACAGCCCAACCUCUACAGCAUCAUCCAGAAAGCCCUAGACAGAGGAUCACUGCUGGGCUGUUCCAUCAACACCACUGGCAAUGAAGCUCGUGAAUCAGUGACAUCACAGCAACUGGUGAAAGCACACGCCUACUCGAUAACAGGAGCAGAGGAGGUUAAAUGCUCUGGUGAGAUCAUAAGACUGAUUCGUGUGAGGAACCCCUGGGGCAAGAUUGAGUGGAAAGGCCCCUGGAGUGACAGUUCCUCAGAGUGGCAGCUCAUAAGUGAUGCAGACAGAGAGAGACUCAGACACAAAGCCGAAGACGGAGAGUUUUGGAUGGCCUUCUCAGACUUCCUAGAGCAGUUCUCGGUGGCGGAGGUGUGUAACCUGACUCCAGACACACUGACAGGGGACCAGCUUAAGAAGUGGUCCCUCAACGCCUUCGACGGCAACUGGAGGAGGGGAUCCACUGCGGGAGGGUGCAGGAAAUUCCCCAAGACGUUCUGGAUGAACCCUCAGUUUGUGAUCCGGCUGGAGGAGGAGGACGAUGACGGAGAGAAGGGUUGCAGCUUCCUGGUGGGACUCAUGCAGAAGAACCGAAAGAACUGGCUUAGGAUGGGCCAUGGCCAGGACAUGCACACCAUCGGCUUCACCAUCUAUGAGGUUCCUGAACAGUUUACUGGCCAGAGGAAUGUCCACCUGGAGAAGACGUUUUUCCUCCGGCAUGCCCAGAAGGCGCGCUCCGAGACCUUCAUCGACCUGCGGGAGGUGGUCACGCGCUUCUGCAUGCCGCCCGGCGAGUACCUCAUCAUUCCGUCCACGUACAAGCCCAGCAAGGACGGAGACUUCUUUGUGCGCGUCUUCUCCGAGAAGCACGCCGACUUACAGGAGCUGGACGACCCUAUAGAGUUUAAAGUGGAAGAGGAGGAGGAGAUCUCAGAGGACGAAGUGGACGGCACGUUCAAAACGCUCUUUGGGAAGCUGGCGGGAGAGGACUCUGAGAUAUCAGCCUUUGAACUGAAGAAUAUUCUCAACAAAGUCGUGUCCAAACGUGAUAAGGGACAGAAACACCAAAGCAGGACGCGAUUCCCUCACAGCAGGUGUUGUGGCCUGCUGUCCCAGAUGUCCCCUUGUCGGGGUAGUAAACGAAGCCCUGAUAUUAACACAGACGGCUUUGGUCUGGAAACGUGCCGCAACAUGAUCAACCUUCUGGACAAAGAUGGCAAUGGGACACUCGGUCUGGUGGAGUUUAAGACCUUGUGGGCCAAGAUAGAGAAAUAUCUGAAGAUUUAUCGUCAGCGAGAUGAGGACAAUUCUGGCACCAUGAGCUCAACUGAGAUGAGAGCAGCUGUAGAGGAAGCUGGUUUCUCUCUGAAUAAUCCUCUACACCAGAUCCUGGUGACCCGUUUCAGUAAUGCUGACCUCACCAUUGACUUCGACAAUUUUGUGAGCUGCCUGAUACGGCUGGAGUCCAUGUUCCACAUAUUUCAAACUCUGGACACGGAUAAUUCAGGAAAGGUUGAGUUCAACAUGUUUCAGUGGCUGUAUUUGACCCUGCUGUGAAUUUCAAACUGAUAUACCAAAUGAUCACCAGGGUGGCGCUCUCCACUCACAAGUUACUUCUUCUGGACACUGUUACUGUACUGCCCCAUCACCGUGCACACAGCUCUUUUACUUCAGUUUAUUUUAUUUUAUUUUAUUUUUUUUGCUGAUUGUAGGCUAUUGGAGUUAGACCAUGUCACAUAUUUGCAAUCAAUACACAAAAAGGUCUUAUCUUUCCAUCCUGUAUUCUGCUCUUGUUGACAAUGUUGCAAUUAGUCAAUAGGCUUAUACAACUGAAUAAUUCUAAUUAACUAGCAUCAGUUAUGCAGCACCUUAGUAAUAGCCAUCAUGUUAUCAACGGUCCAACACAAACUUUUAUAUUUUUGUACAAUAAAAGUAAUUUUAAUAUUUUCUGUUAAGGUA